This is a messenger RNA of Volvox carteri f. nagariensis, 1932 nucleotides long. RefSeq lists its product as uncharacterized. The record is from RefSeq and is a predicted model, not a curated record. The transcript is spliced from 7 exons. Gene Ontology annotation, cellular component: nuclear exosome (RNase complex); cytoplasmic exosome (RNase complex). Bases 1 to 1551 code for a protein of 516 amino acids. Lineage: Eukaryota; Viridiplantae; Chlorophyta; Chlorophyceae; Chlamydomonadales; Volvocaceae. Gene Ontology annotation, biological process: nuclear mRNA surveillance; exonucleolytic trimming to generate mature 3'-end of 5.8S rRNA from tricistronic rRNA transcript (SSU-rRNA, 5.8S rRNA, LSU-rRNA); U4 snRNA 3'-end processing.
AUGUCGCAGCGUGAUGCAGACACUUUCAUUUCAAACAACGAAAGGGAUUUCAUCCUCAAGGCGCUCUCAGAGGAAUGCCGACUUGACGGCCGGCGACCUUACGACCUGCGAAAGCCCAAGUUCCAGUUUUCCCUGGAUGACCGCAGCGCCACCGUGGCUCUUGGCAGCACCCGGGUCCUUAGUGUGGUAACGGCCUCCCUGGAGGUUCCCUUCCCCGACCGGCCCAGCGAGGGGCCCCUGCGCUUCAAUGUGGAGUUCUCACCCAUGGCCUCCCCCGCCUUCGAGCCAGGCAGACCAGGCAGGCAGGGGGAAGCUUGGGACCCGACCCAGGGGCUGGGGCUGGGGCUGGGAAGAAGGCGCAGGUUUUCUGAGUUGCUGAGGCGCCGGCCGAGCUGUCGGGGCUGCGAGGACGCCAUUCAGAUUGCUCGGCUGAUUGAGAGGGGAUUGCGCCAGAGCGGAGCGGUGGACCAGGAGGCCUUAUGUGUGGUAGCGGGGAGGAAGCCCGAGGUGGAGGUGGGCGGGGAGAGCGGUACGGACAUCCUGGUGCACCCCCCGGAGGUGCGGGAGCCGCUGCCACUCACCAUACACCACCUGCCAGUGGCCGUCACAUUCGGACUGUUCCAGGGUGGUGACCUGCUGGUGGUGGACCCCAGCUGGCGCGAGGAGGCGGCCGCCAGCGGGUCGUGUACGGUGGUGAUGAACCCGGGCAGGGAGGUGUGCUGCGUGCACAAGGCGGACGGCAUCGGCCUCACCCCCGACCAGUUCAUGCGCUGUGUACGGCUGGCGGGCGACAAGGCGGAGCAGCUGGUGGCCGACCUCAAGGCGGCUUUGGAGCAGCACGAAGUGGCCAGAGUGCAGGCUCGUGUUCGGCGGCACCAGCAGGUGGUCGGGCUGCCCGACCCGGCUGCCCGACAUGUCAUGGUGCUAGGAGCGAAGGAUCCCGCGGCAACGGGGGCGGCUGGUACAGGGGCUACAGCCAGUGGUGCGAGCACCGUAGCUGCAGCCGCUGCCACUGCUACAGUCGCUGCCUCCAGGAAGAGUGCAGCUGACACUGAUGACCUGGAUGAAGAUGAGGACCUCGGAGAUGACGAGGAGGAGGAGGAGGAGGAGGAGGGAGAGGAAGGGAAGAAGAUGGAGGUGGAGGACGCCAGGAAGCCAGGGGGGGAGGCAUCCGGCGGUGGUGACGAUGAUGAUGGCGGCAAUGGUGGUGGUAAUGGGGGCGCAGGGAGAGCGCCCCGGGAUACGGACAUGGGGGAGGUGGCGGCGCCACAGCAUCGACACCAGCGGACGCGGCUAGCCGGUCCAUUGGUUGCGGCUUCGAAGUCCGGGUAUCCGGAUGGCGCUAGCAAACGAGGAAGUGGAGCUGGGGCCGGAGCUCUUUCAGGCGCCAACAAGCGGGGGAAGGACGGUGUGGGGUUUGACGAGCUCGAGGCGAUUGCGGCUGUCAUUGCGGGGGUUACCCCGGGGGCUCCGGAACCAGAGCUCUCAGCAGCCAUCAAGCCGGGCAAGCUGCGCAAGUCAUCGGGCACCGUGGGAAAGAAGGGGUCAUGAAAAACAUGCGGGGGCUUGUAAUUGCUUCUGUGUGCGUGUGAUGUGAUUUGUUUAAGGGGGCUUCGUAUGUGAGUGCGCGUGUCUUUAAGGGUGUGUAGAUCGUACGACUUCUCAUUCAUGAUGGCGGGGUAGAGCUGCUGUGGCACACAACGGUCAUCCUGUAAGGCAUGUAGGGGUCCAUGUGUGUGUCAUACUGGUUGGUCGCCUUCGUGGAUUUUGUGGGUUUGUGCUUACCCACCCACCCUCCCUCAUGCGCAUCCACCUAUCCACCCGGGUAUCCAGAGUCCUCUAGGAAAGCUGGCAAUGGGUGCAUAUCUCCGGUCGACCUUGUGGGGCCUUGUGUUGCGACGUCUUAGACGUUUUGUCUAGGUGCCGUACUUC